AUGCCUGCUAGGAAAGGAGGCAGGCCAACCCUCAGUCAGGGUCUGGACCGUGAGGUCUACCAGAUCGUGCGCAAGAUUAUCGAUGACCAGCCCGAGACUGGUCGCAUUCGACUAUCGGUCUCAACAAUCUAUGAAACAAUUAAAAAAUCCAACUCGAGUUUAAACCGCAAACCGAAGAGAUUGAUUGAAGACAGUCUUGAACGAGUGUUGGAGGUUGUGAAGGCUGAUAUGGGUGACGAUGACGAGGACUCUGUAGCGGGGGACUUUGAGGGACUCGAGGAGCCUGCGGCUGCGGAGAGCAACGGAAUGAACCAGAGCGUCGUCGGCUCAUGGGCAACAACGAAGGCCAAAAAGUCCGAAUCUACCGCGAGUACCCCGGCACCCACCUCCACCAAGAGAAGAACGCAUGGCGGAGAAUCUUUGUCUAAGCGACGCAAAGCUGAGGCUGCGGAUCGAUCGCCACCAACACAUGUCAGUCUUGCUGAUCUGGGUGGACUGGACGAUGUUGUUCAGGAACUUGGAGACCUACUCAUUCUGCCCAUGACCCGGCCGCAAGUCUAUCUCUCAUCAAACGUACAGCCACCACGCGGAGUAUUGCUACAUGGCCCGCCAGGUUGUGGUAAGACGUUGAUUGCGAAUGCUUUCGCGGCGGAGCUGGGCGUGCCGUUCAUUUCCAUCUCUGCGCCCUCGGUCGUCUCAGGAAUGUCGGGUGAAUCCGAAAAGGCCCUGCGCGAGUACUUCGAAGAGGCAAAGCGUCUUGCCCCCUGUCUCAUCUUCAUUGAUGAGAUUGAUGCGAUUACGCCGAAGCGUGAGAGCGCACAAAGAGAGAUGGAGAAGCGAAUCGUCGCCCAGCUCCUGACCUGCAUGGACGAGAUCGCUCUUGAAAAGACAGACGGAAAGCCCGUCAUUGUGCUCGCGGCAACCAACCGCCCAGACAGCCUCGACGCCGCUUUGCGUCGUGGUGGGCGUUUCGAUAAAGAGAUCAACAUGACAGUACCCUCAGAGCCAGUCAGAGAACAGAUCCUACGUGCACUCACCCGUAAACUGCGUCUGGCAGAUGACAUCGACCUCAAGACGCUGGCCAAGAGAACCCCCGGCUUUGUAGGCGCCGAUCUCAACGAUCUUGUGUCUACUGCUGGUUCUGCCGCCAUCAAGCGGUACCUGGAGAUCCUCAAGUCCAACAGCGGCGAAGAAAUGGAAAUGGAAAUUGAAGGGGAAAAUGAGCUCAGCCCACGCGUCCGCGAGCUUCGCCGUUUAAUCAACCACGCCAAAGAAACCCCCAUUGGUGAAGAAACCGAAGUCGUCCUCGUCUCCAAUGCAGACUUCUUCACAGCCCUCCCUAAGAUCCAACCCUCCUCCAAGCGCGAAGGCUUUGCCACAAUUCCCGAUACAACCUGGGCUGAUAUUGGUGCUCUUGGCGGCAUCCGUGACGAGCUUGUCACCGCCAUCGUUGAACCCAUCAAGAACCCCGAUAUCUACGCAAAUGUCGGUAUUACUGCGCCCACAGGCGUUCUCCUCUGGGGUCCCCCUGGUUGCGGUAAGACGCUUCUCGCCAAGGCCGUCGCCAACGAAUCCCGCGCAAACUUCAUCAGCGUCAAGGGUCCUGAACUGCUUAACAAGUUCGUCGGUGAAUCCGAGCGCGCUGUUCGCCAGGUCUUCGUCCGCGCUCGCUCGUCUGUGCCCUGUGUCAUCUUCUUUGACGAGCUUGAUGCCCUCGUACCUCGCCGCGACGAUACACUCUCCGAGGCCUCGGCGCGUGUCGUCAACACUCUUCUCACAGAGCUUGAUGGCCUCGGUAGCAGUCGCCAGGGUAUCUAUGUCAUCGCCGCUACUAACCGGCCCGAUAUCAUUGAUCCUGCUAUGCUGCGCCCUGGUCGUCUCGAGACCCUUCUUUUCGUGAAUUUGCCUUCGCCCCUCGAGCGUGUGGAUAUUCUGCAGACUCUCGUCCGGAACUUGGCUAUUGAUUUCAGUGAGGAUUUGCGCAGACUUGCGGAGGAGUGUGAGGGCUUCAGUGGUGCUGAUUUGGGCAGUCUACUGCGUCGUGCUGGUUACUCUGCUAUCAAGCGUCGUGAUAGUAUCAAGUUCGUUGACUUUGUUGCUGCUAAGUCGUUUGUCCGGCCUAGUGUUACGGACUUGAAGAAGUAUGAGAAGCUUAGGAGGGACUGGAGUGGCGGUGUAGUCUGA
Penicillium paradoxum is the source of this 2184-nucleotide messenger RNA. Its product is annotated as putative AAA family ATPase/60S ribosome export protein Rix7. Gene Ontology annotation, cellular component: nucleus. The transcript has 3 exons. Lineage: Eukaryota; Fungi; Ascomycota; Eurotiomycetes; Eurotiales; Aspergillaceae. The coding region runs from base 1 to 2184 and encodes 727 amino acids. Gene Ontology annotation, biological process: ribosome biogenesis. Gene Ontology annotation, molecular function: ATP hydrolysis activity; preribosome binding; ATP binding. The record is from RefSeq and is a predicted model, not a curated record.